Molecule: messenger RNA, 2823 nt
Organism: Macadamia integrifolia
Lineage: Eukaryota; Viridiplantae; Streptophyta; Magnoliopsida; Proteales; Proteaceae
Product: protein SET DOMAIN GROUP 41
Exons: 6
Coding region: 49-2004 (651 amino acids)
Molecular function (GO): protein binding
Source: RefSeq, a predicted model, not a curated record
AUCACUUUCGAUUGGAGUCGAGUUGCAGAGUGGUGAAGAGAGGGAGACAUGAGAGGAGAGAUGGAGAUGAGAGCAGGCGAAGCCAUAGAUAUGGGAGAGGACAUAAUACCCCCAAUCCCACCCCUCGCCUUCUCCCUCCACGACUUAUUUCUUUCCUCUCACUGCUCCGCUUGUUCUCGCCCUCUUAAUGAUAAUAACAAUAAUCCCUCUGCUUUCCUUCCUCUUCUCCCCACCAAUUCUGCCAAUGUCUCCUCCUCCUCUAUUCUCUACUGCUCCUCCCUGUGCUCUGCCGCCGACUCCGAAAUCCACGUAUCGAGCGGGGAGUACCACCUCCUCCGCCUUUUCCAAUCAGAGCCGAGCACUUGGACUGAUGACACUUCCGACCUCCGCACCUCCCUCCGCCUCCUCCUCUGCUUUGAGAGGCUGGGGCUCCUCUCCCGCCACCAAAACCAAAACCAUCACUACCAACCAAACAGGAUCCCUAGCAGAAUUGCUGGUUUGAUCAGUAAUCGCGAUCGAGUGGAAGGUGGCGACCCCCAAUCCGAUGAGAUGUUCGCAAAGAUGCGUCAAGGCGCAAGGUUGAUGUCUCUCGCACGAAGAACGCGUGAUCACUCACUCCCCACUCCCACUUCCACUGCGAGUGGACAUGAACAUGAACCUGAACAAGAACUUGAGGAGUUUGUUCUGUGCCAGGUGUUAAUGAACGCCGUGGAAGUGCAAAUUAAAGAGGGGCACUCCCUCGGUGUCGCUGUCUACGGACCGGGUUUCUCCUGGAUCAACCACAGCUGCUCUCCUAACGCCUGUUAUCGGUUCCUCCUAGCUGGGUCGGAGAUUCAAACCUGCGGUGAGUCAGGGUCUAGUAUUGUCGCCAGUGGUGAUGCAGAACUAUUGAAGGCAUGGGUCUGUGAUGAGAGCAAAUUCAGCCAAGGAUGGUGUGGGUAUGGCCCGAGAAUUGUUGUGAGGAGCAUCAAGCCAAUCAAGAAAGGAGAGGAAGUGUUCGUGACAUACACUGACUUGUUGCAGCCUAAGGCAGUGAGGCAUUUGGAAUUGUGGAUGAAAUAUCGGUUUAUUUGCAACUGUAGGAGAUGUAGUGCAUCACCAAAGGCAUAUGUGGAUUGUAUUUUGCAAGAUAAUGCUGCCAUCCUCAGGGCUACCAACUCAAUUUCGGAAAAUGGUUUCUGCAGUGAUGAGGCAUACGGAGAUCUCAGUGAUUUUGUGGAUGAAGCUAUAAGUGAAUAUCUGUCAGUUGGGGACCCUGAAUCUUUGUGUGAGAAGCUGGAGAGUAUGCUCAUUGGAAGUAUGAGGAGUGGACAGAUGCAACCAACGGGGGAGCCAUUGCAUCCAAAUUUGAAGUUGCAUCCCCUUCAUUAUCUCUCUCUGAAUGCCUAUAUCAGUCUGGUGUCUGCCUAUAAGGUACGAGCAAGUCACUUACUGACUCUUCAUUCAGAAAUGGGCGAUCAUCAGUUCAAAGCUUUUGACAUGAGCAGGACCAGCACUGCAUAUUCUUUGUUGCUUGCAGGGGUAACCCACCACUUGUUCCUCUCUGAAACUUCCUUGAUAGCAACAGCUGGCAAUGUAUGGAUUGAUGCUGGAGAGUCCUUGUUGGGUCUCUCUAGGAGCUCAAGAUGGUUGCCUCAUUCAGAACUCCUAUCCUCCCUUCACAGUAGAUGCAGCAGGUGCAAAUUGAUUGACAAAUUAAAAACAAUUUCAGCUUUUCCUUCGUCUCCAAGUGUCUCCAGACAGGCAGAAUUUGAAGAGUUAUCUGAAUGGUUUCUUGACUGUGUCUCAAGGUUUUCACCACAGGUCUGGCCUUUCUUGAUUCAUGGACAUCCUUUCCUUAGACAUUUGACUGAUCCUGUUGAUUUCAAAUGGCUUGGAAUGCCAAGAACUUCCACUGUUGGGGACUAUGUCACUGAUGUCAGUCUUGAUUAUGGGGAUGGACGAAGUUGUGGUGUAUGUAGAUGUAAAGAGGAGUGCACCGAUGGAGAAAGGAAAACUUCCUAAUUACCCACGUUUGGGUUUCACAUUACUAAAUUGCCCAGUUUGUGUUUGUGUUUACAAAACUACCCAAAACAGUUACUCCACUCAACUGACAGUUUAUUUUUCCAUUUUUAACCCCCAACUACCUCCAGCUCCCCCAUUGUUCGAUCAUCUUCUCUGCAUCUACCCGCCCAACCCUCCUGCAACCCCGUCGCUCCCUUGCUCCCGCCUCCCGUUCUUGUUGGAAAUUGGAGCUUCUCAUCGCAAGCAACAAUUGCCGCUGCCCUCUCUUUUCCAUCCAAUUACUUCGAUUUUUAUCUGUCUUUUCUUGAUUUAUUAACAAGAUUUUAAUUUAUGAAGUUCUCUUACAAAAAUCGAGAAAAGCAGAGUAGUGGCUGGGGUUAGAGCUGUUAGAACCAUUUGUUCCAUCCUAUUGUCUUAUCUUCUUCUUGCUCCUCUCUCUCCAUUGAAAGCCUCACUUUGCUUCACUAGUCCCAAAACCCUAAGAAAAUCCUAGCUUUAACUCUUCUCUCUUAAGAGGAGAAGAAGAAAGGAUGAAUUACUCGCAUCUCAUUCUUUUUCUUCUUCUUCCCUCUUGUCCCUUGCCCCUCUCCCAGUUUCAGUUCAUAAACCCUCUUCCACUCACAGAACUUUGUUGUGUUGCAUCUUCAGUCAAGCUUCAAACAAUAACAAUUCGGUAUUGGAUGUACUCUAGGCAAGCAUGGAACGAGAGGAUACUAGCAGGUGGUGGUGCGGGACUGCAUAGCCGGGGUGGGGUGGUGCGGGGCAGGGAAGGAAUGGAAGUUGUAGGGUUAGGCAGAGUGGUCAUCGAGAAGGGUGAUC